AUGUUGGGGAUCUAUGUAAACCUACUUCUACUUACAGUACUCGCUUCGGCGGUAAGUUGAUCUUACUGCUUGAAUAACUUGGAAUAACAAUUGUAAUCAUUCUUAUUUUAGGAGAUAAUUCCAAGUAAUGUGCUGCAUAAACGACAAGCAAAGAUGGAAAUCAAAAAGGUAAGAGAGCUUGGGCUUGAUCUCUGUCUAAAUCAUGAUAAAAAUAUUCUCUUACAAUGUUAGAUCUUUGUUUCGGUACAAAAAAUCAAAAAUUAUAUUGUACUAGAUGGAGUAGGGGGAUAAAUUCAAGUGUUUUAGAAUCAUAGACUACUUUAAAAAUUUUGUAACGUAAAAAAUAUUGUAUCUUUAUUGUAAACGAGUUUUUUUUUUGAAAGAUAUGAUCUUUCUUCUCGAUUCCGAAACAUUUUUCGAGCAGGAUCAGAUUUCGGAUGCCAGAAUCCUGUUGCGAACAUGUCAUGUUUACCCAAAUUUGUUUGAAUAUUCAUUUUCAAUACGUAAGAAGUGAUCCCAAAAAUACAUAAAAUAUUCGUCAUCAACCAAAUUACCAUGUAUAAAUAUCAUAUAAAUUGUCCAAUUACCGAAAACAUCCUUGAAUUUGAAUAUUUAAAUUACCUCGAGUUUCAAGUUAGACGAUUUACUAUUCAAUUACUAUAAAUUUUUGAGCAAAUUUCCAACGCGUGGAAAAUAAAAAAUUAAUAAAAAGAAGCCUUAGAAAUUAGAAAUUUUAGAAAUGUGCAGAUCUGCAAUUUGCGUAAUCUUAAACAAUCCUCUGCAAUUUGAUUAGCUCUAAUCCGCAAUUCCCAAAAAAAUUAAGUCGGUUCUUUUCAGGAUAACCUCGGAUAUUCGGACGAGAUGUUUAAUAUCGACACUUUGGCCGGGAUUGGGCUUGGCAAACGGUCCAGUCCCACUCCAACCCGCCCCAGAUAUGCUCUGAUUGUCAAUUUGGAAGACCUCGUGGAAGGUUUGGACCGAUCGGCACAGAAAGUUCGAGCUCGAUUUAAUAGAUUCCAUGAGAUCUGA
Molecule: messenger RNA, 1029 nt
Organism: Bursaphelenchus xylophilus (pine wood nematode)
Lineage: Eukaryota; Metazoa; Nematoda; Chromadorea; Rhabditida; Aphelenchoididae
Source: the annotation of a GenBank genome assembly